AUAGAGAGAGAGAGAGAGAGAGAGAGGGAGAGGGGAGGGGGGUGUUCCAAUUAGAAGAGGAGGAGGAGGAGGAGGAGGAUGUCAAUGAGAAUAAAGGCGGUGGUGGACAAGUUCGUGCAGGAGCUGAAAGAAGCGUUGGAUGCAGAUAUACAGGACAGAAAUAUGAAAGAAAGAGAGAUGCAGAGUUACAUCCAAGAACGUGAACGCGAAGUCGCCGAGCGUGAAGCUGCUUGGAAGGCUGAGCUCUCUCGCCGCGAGGCAGAGAUUGCUCGCCAGGAAGCAAGGCUGAAGAUGGAGAAAGAAAAUCUCGAGAAAGAGAAAAGUGUUCUCAUGGGAACCGCCUCUAACCAGGAUAAUCAAGAUGGAGCUCUGGAAAUCACUGUUAGUGGCGAGAAGUAUCGAUGCCUCAGAUUCUCGAAGGCAAAGAAAUGAGGGGCUUUAUAUAAGAAAAUAUGUGAACAAGGGCCUCGCCUUCAUCAAUUCCUCCUCAUAUUGCUAGCUUAGCUACCUUAUGAGAAAAAAGAAAGAAAGCAGAGGACCCAUCAUAGAUCGUGACUCUAAUAUGCAGUAUUCUUUCCUUGCUCGCUGGCUAUCUGAGGAAUGAAUUUGGUUCUUUUCAAAUCCAUUAAUUAUGUAUAUCUGUACUACUUGUAGUGACAAUGCUUCAUCUAGGCAUGUGAUUUAAUUCAAUAUUCAAAGGUAGUAUGUGAUUGAUUG
Molecule: messenger RNA, 717 nt
Organism: Populus euphratica (Euphrates poplar)
Lineage: Eukaryota; Viridiplantae; Streptophyta; Magnoliopsida; Malpighiales; Salicaceae
Product: beta-mannosyltransferase-like protein
Exons: 2
Coding region: 79-432 (117 amino acids)
Source: RefSeq, a predicted model, not a curated record